Polypterus senegalus (gray bichir) is the source of this 7057-nucleotide messenger RNA. RefSeq names its product caspase 8 associated protein 2 (gene casp8ap2). Gene Ontology annotation, biological process: Fas signaling pathway; extrinsic apoptotic signaling pathway via death domain receptors. Bases 194 to 5938 code for a protein of 1914 amino acids. Gene Ontology annotation, molecular function: transcription corepressor activity. The transcript has 11 exons. The record is from RefSeq and is a predicted model, not a curated record. NCBI's taxonomy places the organism in Eukaryota, Metazoa, Chordata, Cladistia, Polypteriformes, Polypteridae. Gene Ontology annotation, cellular component: mitochondrion; PML body.
AAGGAAGGGUGCUUGUAUUGGCGCGGUUGGGGGCUGUAGAAGAAAGCAAAAUUGAAUUGUGGGCGACUGAAUUUCAUCUUUUGACAAAGAACUCAGCACACAGUCUCAACGGAAGUGUCUAUGUGAGAAAGACCCUGUUACAUGUUCAAACUCCAAGGAAAACUACAUGGAUAAUUCGUAGCAGUGCUACAGCAUGGAAAAUGCUAAUUUUGAAGACAUGUAUGGAGAUUUGGUCCAAGAAAAAAAAGAUUCACCUUUGCUGUGCAAUGAUGAUUCAGUGGACAUUUAUUCUGGACUUGAUAAUGAAAACAGUCCACGAUAUAACUUGGAUUCAGAGAAAGCCAACAAACUUUUUUCACCUUCAAGACACAAAGAUUCUUUGGAUUUGUAUGAAGAAAUACUUACUGAAGAACGUAAAGAGCGAGAUGCCUCUUACAAUGAGCUGAAGAUGAAACUGGAGUGCAUGCAUUUGCAAGUUAAAGAGCUCCUCAGUAAGCUGCAGGAUGUUCAGUCACAGAACAUGAACCUUCAUAAUGAGAAUAUGCAUUUGAAAAAGAACAUAUCUGCAGUUAUCAAAACUGCAAGAAUGGAAAUUAUUCGUAAAGAUGAAGAAAUCAGCCGUUUAAAUCAAAGAGCUUUGAGGAGCAACAAUAAUCACUUUUACCCACGGCCAUCAGUUGAUAUAACAAAACAAAGAAACACCCAGGAAAGGAUGUUAACUUGCACAAGGAAAAUCAAUUCCUCUGACCAAUCAAAUGAAUUUAGGCCUCCUCAUCCUUUAAAUUUGAACAAACCUGUUGUUUUCCAGUUUUCUGCAGAAGCUACAAGGGUUCCACAAUGUGACUCUGCUUUCAGACCAAACUCUAAUGAAAGCAUUGUCAGAUCUUCACCACAAUGUGAUAGUGAAAAUUCAAGUGUGAAAGAUCAUAAGCUCUUAACCAGUGAAAGAUCUGAUAUACAACAACAAAGUAGGAGUAAACCGUAUGUGGAAAAUGACAAAAAGUAUUAUUCUACAGGAGAGAAUUUGAACAUGCCUUGUUCAGAAAGAGAAGAUCUUAGAAAAGAUGAUAGGGCAAAUGAAAGAGAAAAAGCUGGUAAAGACUAUAAAGACUCCAAAAAAGAUAAUGAAAAGGAAGGGCAGGUUAAAAAAAAUCACUGUGAUCGAGAACUGUUGUCACUAAGAAGGUCAGAAAGAAGUAAAAGCCCAAUCUACUCUAAGAAUCUCCCUCAGAGUGAAAACUUAAAGGAGCUUCAUGGGACCGGUGAACUAGUGAACAGCCUGCAAAGUCAUCUCAGAGAUCACGAAGAUCUUGGUAAGAGUAGCAGGCACUAUCCAAGACACAGACAACAUCAAGAAAGAUCUGACAAAAGGGACAGCAAGGACCGAAAAUAUUCAAAAAGCUCAUCACAAAUCUUUGACAAAUCUUCUGGGUCAUCUUUAAGUAGAAAAUCAAAGAGCAGCAUGAGAGGUGAGCACAGAAAGGAAGAGAGAAGGAAAGAUGAAGGCAGAAGGAACAAAGUAGAGAGAGAAAAAAGCCCAAAGAGAAGAAAGGAAGAAGAAAAAAGCAAAUCCAACAGAAAUGAAGAUAUACAUGGUAAAUCACAGAAAUCUCCACCAACUGGCUCAAGAAAGAGUGGAGAAAAGAAAUACAUGCACUCUCGUAUCAAGUCACCAAGUAAACAAAGCAGUCAAAUGACUGAUCAUUCUAGGAAACAGGAUUCACCUGAUUCAUCAAAUCUAAAAUCAUCCUUUAAACAAACCACUCAGACAACUGAUUGCUCAGAAGAAUCAAAUACAAGCAGCUGCAACAUUGUGGGUGAUAAAAUACAAAGCAGGAAUAGAAAAUUAUGCUUUAUGGAAACACUCAACCUCACACUUUCCCCAGUGAAAAAAUCAGUUGUUCCAUUUGAAGAGGAGAUAAAGGAAAAGGACACUUCAGUUCAGAAAGCACCAGAAUAUGAAGAGGAAAUAUGCAACAUGCCAUUUUCAGAGAAUACCUUUAUUGUACUUGAUGAGGCUCAGACAAGUUUAUCAUCGGAUCUUGAACUUUCACAAGAAGAAUCACAGAGGUUCUCUAUAGAAAAAAAUUUAGAAAAAGAAAAUAGCAUGAGUAGUUUGCCAAGUUCUGGAAAUAAAGACGACUUAGAAAUGUUACAUAUCAGUAGGGCUGAAACAUUAGAGACAUGUAGCGCAGAUGAAUCUUCAACAAAAAAAAGCCCAUCAGUUAAUGUAAGUAACACCUCAUCUGUAGGUGCCCAAGAUGUUAUUCCUGCGAAAGCGAAUACUGAAAGGCAUUUAAAUCCUGAGCAUUCUACAAGCAUAGUGGCAGUAGAUGAAGAGAAUUGCCGUGAGUCUUCAUGUAUGUUAAAUGUAACUGUUAAUAGUGUGUUUCAGAUUGAAUCUCAAAGUACAGAAGGCACUACCUCUGUUUUAAAACCAGAAGAUACCAGUAUUUUAAAUAUUAGUUCAAGUUACUUGGCUCCAGAGGCCAAAAUGAUAGAUGAAAGAACAACAAGCAGCAUUCUUCCAGAUCACAAAGAUGAUAGUCUUUGUAGUCCUAUUUUGAAUGAGUUUGCUGAAAAAUCUGAAAAGCUGAAUUUAGAAACUGAAAACCUCUUAGAGACUUUGAAAAUCCAGGCUGAUUCAUUUCUAGAUGGUGGCAAAGAUUCUGAAAAUAAAUUAGAUUGUGGAACACAAAACAUACCACCUGAUGUAAACAUGAACCAACAAGAUAACGAUGUUUCCAUUGAAGCAGUUUCCAGUACAGUUUCGCUUACUGAAAAGGCUUUGGUUGAAAAGAGUUUUAUUGAUCUUGAAAAUCAUAAUGGCAAUGAAAUUACCAGCUGCUGUAAUACAGAAUCACAUAUUGAAGUUCUUCAGAGCAAAACUGAUGUGUCUGAACAGAAGGAUGAACAAAUUGUAUUGAAUGAAAAGUCUUCUAAUAGUAUAGAGAAAACUGUUGAAAAUGAAGUUGCUGUAGAUGUUUCUGGCGAUAGUGAGGACUCUGACUCAUCUGGGGCUGAUAUUUUGGCUGUUCAGUUUUCUAGUUCUGAAUCUUUGCCUGAAAAAACAGAAGACAUCCAAUUGUUUGAUGAAGAUUCUAUGCUGAUUACCCUACAAACCAUUCGUCAAAUUCCAGAUGUUAUCAGCCCUCUGAAGAGUCCUGUACGACAAUUAAGAAAAAGUCCAAGGCAUGGCAAUUCUGGAAUCCCAUCCAUAGUGAAAACUGGAUGUAAAGAGUUAUCCAGCAGCCCAAACAUUAUAACCUCAGAGUCAAAAAUUAUGGAACUGAACAAGGAAAAUCAGAAGCCCAGUGGUGAACAUGCUGAAAGAACAGGAGAAGACAGUUCUUCGUCAUCUGUAGUAGAGGAGGAAAUAGAAGAGGGAGAAAUUGUGAGUGACACUGAAGAGGAGAAGUCCCCACCUGUGGUCAAACCCAACCGGAGAAAGCAAAAUUUAGCAGCACUUGUGAAAAAGGUUGAAAGUCCAAAGCGCAGAGUCUUGCAUAAAAAUCCUUCUGGUAAGGUAAAGCCUCCUAGUAAAGGCAGCCCACAGAAUAGGAAAAAGUCGAGUUCUCCAAAUACAUCAGGUUCUCCUUCCAGUAGAAGACGGUUUAGAACAGUUCUAACAUCUCUGCCUGUAUUUGAUCCUUCCACAAUACAUGAGGUCAUGGACAUGCUAAAAUUCAUACGAAAACAAAUUCGUAAAAAAUAUAUGAAACUUCACAAAAGUUUUCCAGCCAAAACAUUCUACAGUUUCAUUGAAAUGUCACUCUCAGAGUUCACAGAGUUUAUCACAAACCUUAACUGUUCAAAACUUACAAAGUUACAGCAAAAUUUAAAGUCCAAACUCUGUAAAAUUGUCACAUCAACUAUGCGAAAGAUAUCUAACAAUGGCAUUGUAAAUCGAAUAUUUGAACAGCAGGCUCCAAAUCUCAAGAGCAAGCUAUGGAUGUUUGUGGAGGAUCAGUUUAAUUUCCUUUUCCGAGAACUUGAAUUGACACUAACUAGUAUGUGUGAAAGUGCUAAGACUGGAACACCUUCUGAGGAUAAAAUAAAAAAGUAUAAAAGGAACAAAGGGAAUUACUCUUGUAAGAGAAAAGAGGUGCAAGAUACAUUUCCACAAAAAAAUGUUCCCCCUGUAAUUAAGGUGGCAGCUAAACCAGAACUGUCAACAUGCAUUAGUACUGUGAGGACUGGAUUAGGAAAGGGUAAGAAUAUUAGAAUCCUUGAAGAAACAGAUUCUGAAAAGGACCCAGUAGAGGCAAACAAAUGUUUUAAAGAAAAAACAGACCAGCCCCAAGUUAAUACAAGUAAAACAACAGAGGGAAGUAGUCAAGAUUGGUCUUCUGUAGAAAAUCAAACAAAUAUCACAAGGACUUUUUCAAAUAAUUCUGCCAAUGAAAAAUCUGAUUGUAGCUUUGAACUUUUAACUGAGCAACAGACAUCUAGUUUAACUUUCAACCUAGUCACAGAUUCACAGAUGGGUGAAAUCUUCAAAUGUCUUUUACAAGGGUCUGAUUUUCUUGAUCAGAGCGAUAAUCACAACUGGCCAAUUGGAACACCUAGAAAAAUCUGUGCUGUUGAAGAGAAGUUGGUAGGACUGCUUACCCCAGGCAAGUCUUUUACACCAUUUAAAUCUUCAGUUGGACUUCCUUGGACAUCUACAACUCCUGAAAAAUUCCCAGUGUUCAAUAGCCAGAUCGGUUUGUGUUUAAACCCUGCUGCAUUUGAUGAAAGUUGCAUGUUGGAAAUACCUUGUAAUGAAAGAUCAGGGGAAAGUUGUUUACCUCCUGAAAAAGUAGCAUCACAGUCUGUUUUGGUAGAAGAUCUAGCAGUUUCCCUUACCAUCCCCUCACCUCUUAAAUCAGACAGUCACCUAAGUUUUUUGCAGCACAAGAAUGGUGAAGUAGCUCGUGCCCCCGAUAGUGUUUUAAGUGCCCACUAUAGUGAGGAUGCCCUCCUUGAGGGUGAAGAUGCAACUGAACAAGAUAUACACUUGGCAUUAGACUCUGAUAACUCAAGCAGUAAAUCAGAUUCUGGGACUAACUGGCCAAAGCAGGAUACAUCUCCAGGCUUCCAUUUUAGAUCCAAUUUACCAAUGCAAGCUGUGGUUAUGGAAAAAUCAAAUGAUCACUUUAUAGUAAAAAUUAGACAUACAUCAACUACACCAGGAGAGUGUGAGGAGGCCAACCAGCAGAUUGACUCCGAAGCAUGCAAUGCUGAUCUGAUCACUUGCAAAAGUCCCACCAGUAAAGAUAGGGCAGCUGAUCUCUGUGAUAAAACAAGUCUUGAUGUUGCCAAUGACAGUACUUCUAAGGCAUUGUUUCCUGACAGUAGCUCUCUUUGUAAUCAGGAGUUACAUCCUCCAAAUUUAAAUGACGAUUUAUACUCCACACCAGCUCAGACAGUAUCAAAAACCGAACCGGACAGCUCAACGAUCCAGCAAGUUACUGGAAGCAAUCUGGUAUGUGAGAGCUAUUCUCCAGGCAUGGCUUUGUCAAGUCAAAAUGAUGAAGGUCAGUCAAAGAGCAAGAAGAAAAGAAACGAUGAAGGUAAACCUGAGGCUAAAAGAACGAAGGGAAAAUUAAGAUUUACUAGUAAAGAUGAAAGGAAGAAAAGAAAAUCUGAGGAAAAUCUAACUUCUUGUUCACCUAAAAGAUUUAAACUUUCCAGCCACAAAAACAAGGAGUCUUCCCUGUCUCUUUCACCAAAAAGUUUGUCUGCUAAGAAUGUUGUCAUGAAGAAAGGAGCGAUUUUGGUAGCCUGGACCAGAGAAGAUGACCGAAUCAUUUUGACAGACCUCAAGAAAGAAGGAGCAUCUCAAAAAACAUUUAUGUCUCUUGGUAUGAAGUUAAAUAAAUCUCCAUCUCAGGUCUGUGAGAGAUUCAACCAACUAAUGAAAUUGUUCAAGAAGGCUAAAAAGAUGAAAACAUGAAACACCUGCACACAACUUGGUUCCUUUUUUAGUUCUGAAGGUUCUGUCAGGUGUACAAAAAUGUUAUGGAACAUACAAUGGCUAACUUUGGCUAGGUUGGUGUCAUGUUUACAGCAAUCCAAUGCUCAACUUAUGCCCAUUCUUGCGGCCUAUAAAGACAGUGAUUCACAGAUUUAAUCAGAUGGGCUCACUGCAGGCCAUUGGUGCUGAAUGUUUGGUUUUUAAACCAGUAAUUCAUAUUCUGCUGCUGCCAGAAAAAUACAAACUAGGUUGUUAAGCUGGGCUGCAUUUACUAGGAUUUAUUUUUCAUGUUAUUAAAAAGAACAUAUGCUCUACUGGAUCUCCAACCACUGUAGAUAUAAGCUGAAAACAAUUGUUCUUUUCUUAAGUUUUGUUUGUUUGUGUUCAUCAGAUUUGGAGGGCUUAACAAAAGUAAAGCAACUUGAUCAAGCGAGUGAUCACGAUCCUGUGUGAUCUGAGGUGGCAUUUCUGUUCUGUCUUAAACACAGAACUUCAGAAUAUGUGGUAGCCUGCCAGAUUAAGGUUGGUCAAACAAAAGAAAAAUAAAAAUCUACCUCAUAUCAGUCCUUCAAACAAAAUUGAAAUCAUCCGCGUAUUUUAUAUAUAUUUUCUGAUAAUAAAAGUUUAAAUCAAUUUUAGCCUUAAAUAGCACAAAAACUGGAUCUAUACAUUUCACUGAACAAUUUUUAUAUUGACAUUUGUGUUGAUGUGACUGUUUAAAGCAACAAUAAAUUUGCAAGUGGUACAAAAUAUGUAUUUUACAUUUUGAAAAAUGCUGUUACUUCAUAGCCAGAAAAAUGCAGCAGCAGUGAGAAGCUACCAGUGUACAUACAAUUGAUAUUUCAGUGCCCUGUUUCUCCAUAUUUGUAUUGUUUUCUGUAUCCCCAGAUUUAAUUUAUAGAUAUGUAUAUAUGUUUUAUUUUUAUGAUCACUUUUUUGCAACCUUAUUCUUUAAGGCUGUUUGGGGAAUUAAGCUGUACAGUUUAUUUGUAAAUAAUACCCCCAAUAUCUGUAUUGAAAAUGAAAACAAUCUUGUAAUAUAUAUAUAUAUAUAUUUUUUAUUGAAUAAUGCCAUUAAAUCUUGUGCCUUUUUGUGAA